AUGUCUGCACACAGCUCGACCCCAUCUCAGCCUGCAAUGUACGGCGGCGGCGACGCGAGCAAACGUUCCGUCGACGAUGCCGCACUUGACCCUGCCUCACAGCAAACCGCCAAGCGCAAGCGUCCUCAGUCUUGCGAUACUUGCCGCUCGCGCAAGAUCAAGUGUGUCCGCCUCCAAGUCGACGGCCUCGACGCUUCCGCAGACAACCGAUGUGUUCAGUGCCGCGCCAUCGACGCCAAGUGCACCUUUGACUACAUCCCCAAACGACCCGGCCCCCAGAGCUCGUUUGCAAAGACGGCGAGAAGGGAAGCGGAGGCGCAGGCCAAAGCAGCUGCCCAAUCGCACUUACAUCAACAAGCCGCUGGACCAUCGCCGCACUCUCGAACCCCCGCGUCUGCCUUUGUCGAUACACCUUCCACUCAUAUUGGCGGCCCAUCUCCUCAUCCCCAGCAGAGCGCAUCCACACACUCGCCAGCAGACGACAGCUGGUAUCGCGCUCUGGCAGCUCAGAACUUUGCUUCGGGAAGCGGUGCUCACGGUACGCAGACGCGCUCGUCGUCCUGGAGCGGCGGCGCCAACUUUGAUGCCUAUCUCAACCACUCGAUGCUCGCCAUGACGCCCAGUCAUUUCGCUGGGAUGUCGGCUGCUUCGCCUUUUGACUUUUCUCCCCACAACAUGGCCAACUUGUCUGGCCCUUCUCCAUCCAUGAGCAUCUCGAACGCUUCAUCGGCGACUUCGGGUAGCUAUGCAGGCUCGUCGUCGUGGCACGCUUCCGCGCGGUCGGAGGCAGGAAGCGCAGCUCCACUCGCCUCGCUUGCUCAGACGCAGCCACCAGCGCAUCAGCGACAUCAGCCGUCGACGCACGCUGCACCAUCGAUUGUGGAUCACAUGCACUCCUUCGAGGUGGCAGCUGGUCCCUUGCCGAUUCCGUUCUUCUCUCGUGUGCAGUCGCCGGUAUCAUCAUCAGCGCGUCUGCCACAAGUCAACGAACAUAGCGCACCUCCAACACGGCAGCAGCACGGAAUACCAUUCAGCUCUUCCUCUGACAUCGACACUCCGGCGUGCAUUAUAACUCCUUCGACCAGCUUCAACACAAAGGCGAAAAGCGGUCCCAGCCUCUCCAACAUGGAAUGCGGACCCGUAUUGCGACCACGAUCGCUGGACGACAUCGCGCCACGUCAAACGUUCCUGGCCAUCGUUUCGCUCUACUUUCACUACCUGUGGCCGCUGCUGCCUAUCGUAGACCGUCCUACGUUUAGCCACGAUUUACUGAAUCGUAGAGACGAGCGCGACCAAGCAUUCUUCGCUUUCGUGCUCAGCCUCACUUCUUACACACUCAUCCAGUGUCCGCGCACCGUCAUCCCCGCACCCUGGACCGUGUAUCGGAGGCUGCAUCGCAUCUGCCACCUCACGUCGCGACGGAUGCAGCCACGCGUAUACGACCCGCCCCAGCUGCUUCACGUAAACACUCUGUACUGCGAUCACAUCUACCUCGGCACGGUGGGCAAGACCAAUGCGUCGAAUGCGGUGCUAGCUGAGGCGGUGCGUGUGGCGUAUACGCUCGGGUUACACGACGAGCGCAAGAACGACGCACGUCGCGGGGUGGCCCCGUACAGUCUGGAUGCUGCAAGCUUUGCGAACUACAGGGCGCCGACGGCGAAUGCAGUGGAGAACGAGCUGCGCAGACGCAUGUUUUGGGUGCUGCACGGCAGCUCGACGACGAUCGCCAUGUUGAAGGACGAGCCGGCGCUGAUCCACGCCAUUGAUGCGUGUGUGGACUUGCCGAUGGCGGUGGACGAGGAGGCGCUGACGAAUCCGGGACAUGUGCAGAGGUCGCCGAGUGUGCUGUGUGGGUUUUUGACGGUGACGAGAUUGCACCAGGCCAUGUUGGAGCUGCUAGAAUCGUAUCGUCGCGAUCGAAGGUUUCCAAUUGACGAUCUGGAGGUGGCGAGAUCACGCAUCAGGUACUUGGCUGACGUACUGAGGAGGCUUCAGCAGGCGCUGGAUGAUAUGCCCGAGGAACUGCGUAACCCUACGUACACGCAUUCGCCGCCCGAACGGAUACGUCGGCCUGGAAGUGCUCUUCCUGCGCUCGAGACGGUUGCAUCGCGUGGUGUUCAACAACAGCAACACGCGCCACUUUUGCAAGCGAUCGGCUUUGAUGCAGCUACGCAAACGGCACUGGGCAACCAUCUUAGUGGCACGUCGCCAUGGCCUUGGCCGGCGGAAACCUUUAGCCGGGAGGGACUGCCUAACGCGGAAGCGCGUAGCUCAAACGAGGCGUCUGCAACGCGCUCUCCUCGUGCUGACGGUGCAGAUGGCGGCUCGGACGCGCCCAGAGGAAGGGGAGAUGUAGAAGGAGGGCAGCCUCCGCACCAGGUGCUCACACCGCCGCCGGCUGUUGCUACGCUCACACCGCGCCACAGCAGCGAUCCCUCGGCCAGCGGGGCCGUGAACAUGGUGGACUUCAUCAAUGUGUUCCGACCGUCGCCGCCGCCUCCGUCGUCGACGACGCCUGUUCUCUCCCCCAUGUGCACGAUGCACGCCAACAUUGUGACGACGGAAUCGCUGGUUCGGUUCAUGGUGACCGAGUACCGCGAGAUGGUCGGGGUGCGCAUCCACGAUCUCAAGCUGCGCCAGCCUUCGGCGCACACCUCCGGUACGUCGGCGGAGGAUGUGCCGGGCGAGUCGUGGCAGGAAGCUGCGGCGAACCUACUGCGCGUGUUCAACAGCUUGCCGCUUGACGCGCUUGCCAGCAACGGGCAGAGUUUGAUCGACAAGAUCAUGUAUGUUGUGUCGGCGCUGCUGAACCGCACGGGCAAACAGCGCGGCUUGACGGGCACCGGUGGAUUCGGGUACAUGUCCAGUCUGCUGGCGAUGCUGACGCGGUUAAGCCAGACCAGGAGGGACGACAGUGCGAGCGAGUGGGAGGAGGACGAGCUUCUGGCUGCGAAUGCGAGCGGGGAGGCGCAGGGUGGCGGGGGCGAGCCGGACUCGCGCGAUCGAGGUGGCAGCGCCGGAAAUGCGGGUGGCGGUAGGGGUGACGGUCGGACGCACGGUCAUCACGGCGAAGGCAACAGCCACAACGGCGACGAUCGGAGCGGGUCCGACCGACGCGAUCUGGGCCGUAGAAACCCGGACAGUCACUCCGACGGACUCGCCAAACAACACCACAACCACCACCUGCAGCCAGCUUCGGAUCCUCUUACCUCGUUCCCCUUCAACACCUCGGCACCCUCUUCCUCCGCCGCAUCCACCGCCACGGGCGCGGCCACGGACAGCAACACCUCGUCCACCGUCAACACGGCCUCCACCACCCCCACGAGCGAACAUCCCAGCUCGGCGUUCUACGACAAGAUCCUCAUUCGCUCCACUGCUGCUCCCAGCGGCAAUGGCGCCGCUCAGACGCCGUUCCAUCAGCAGCAGCAGCAGCAGCAGCACCAGACACAGGACAAGUCGCACCCGCACGACUUUGCAGCGCAGAGCCCUGCUUCGCCUGCGAACGCACCUCGUGCUGCGGUCGGCAGCGGUGCUGGUCAGAUGGAUAACGUUAGAUCAUCGACAAGUGUCGCUCAGCAUUCUUAG
Messenger RNA from Sporisorium graminicola, 3585 nucleotides. RefSeq lists its product as uncharacterized. Gene Ontology annotation, molecular function: DNA-binding transcription factor activity, RNA polymerase II-specific; DNA binding; zinc ion binding. The record is from RefSeq and is a predicted model, not a curated record. The coding region runs from base 1 to 3585 and encodes 1194 amino acids. Gene Ontology annotation, biological process: DNA-templated transcription; regulation of DNA-templated transcription. Lineage: Eukaryota; Fungi; Basidiomycota; Ustilaginomycetes; Ustilaginales; Ustilaginaceae. The transcript has a single exon.